This is a messenger RNA of Grosmannia clavigera kw1407, 1422 nucleotides long. RefSeq lists its product as uncharacterized. The transcript has 3 exons. Lineage: Eukaryota; Fungi; Ascomycota; Sordariomycetes; Ophiostomatales; Ophiostomataceae. The record is from RefSeq and is a predicted model, not a curated record. The coding region runs from base 1 to 1422 and encodes 473 amino acids.
AUGGCGACUGCGACUCUCAUCAGUCCCAACACUCCUUACUACCCUCACCAUCCGACAUCUUUUCCCAGUGGUGGCUAUCAUGGUGGCCAUUCACAGAAUCAUGGCCCGUCCAGCAUGAUAUCUCCUGUCGAGUCUCGCCGGACACCUGACGAUCAUGAACCUCCACAUCGCCAAUCUCUCCCCUCAAUACAAGAGGUCAUUGGCAAAGGACCUUCCGGUUCGUAUUCAUCGUCUGCGCAGCCGCCACCACCGACGAGCAUCCCUCAGCAGAGUUUGCCUUCUCCUUUCUCAACCAAUGUUCCGGCGCGACCCUUUCCGUCAGAACCCAUCCUAGACCGGCAACCGUCUCCUCGUAUCCUCCACCGUACCGGAUCCUCCUCAUCUCUCUACGGCGCACGGCCCGAUACGUUCCCAAACUCGAUGAGAUCACACUUCCCCGGGCGCAGUUUGGUUGGAGCACAUCCGUCGCCACCACCGAACAUUGACACUCAGCCGGGACUGUCGCCAGUGUCCCAACAGCAUCACCAGCUGCAGCAAGGCCAGCAACUGCCUCAGCCGAUGCACCCCCACAAUCACCAGUAUCAGUAUCCUCCACAACGAGAACGAGACCCAAAGCCAAAGCAUGACGACGGUCCAUCACACCUAGGCGCAUACUCCCACGCCUCAAGCCAAAACCCGUACGCUUCUCAGCAACAACAGCAGCAACAGCCGCCACCACAGCAGCAGCAGCAGCUCCCUCUGCCCUCUGCACAGACACCUGUCUCUGGCUCUUACCCCGUGUCGCCGCGGCAUGCUGGUCCGCGUUCUCUCCCAUCACCCUUCGAGCCACAACAGCCGCACUGCCUCGCCGAUGGUUCGCCGGAAUUCAGCCGAAAUCGCACCAGUCGCUACGACCAAACUGUGAACAGGCACUUCGAGGCUUGGAGCUACGCCGAGUAUCUCUCCAAGAUCGGGACCAAUUCCAGAACCAUUUACAACUUCGCCGAAGCCUUCGGUAGCAUCGCAAGGGAAGAGCACAGUCCACAGCCAAUGCCUGGACGCAUGCCGAGCGACCGGGAGGUUUGCGACAUGAUCAACAACGCCGAAUGGCUGAAGACCAUGCUUGAGCACCUUCGCAGCAUUGUGCAGCAGACAGUUGUCAACGACAGGGGCUCGAACAACAGCGUUAGACAGAAGACCCAAAGCUUUGACGAUUCGGAUACGCCGAUAUAUGGCGAUCCAUCGGGAAAGCCUUACAACACAUUGAACGAGGUGAAAAAAAGACGCGGACCGCCAGUCCAGCCAGAGCUAACGUUGUUCAACAGCGUGCCGCCCCACCAGGACGAUGCCACAGUUGCAACCGCAUUGACACUCCAGAAUGGCGACGGGGACCCGACGGCGCUCGCCCACCCUGUGCAACGCCUGUGGUCUUCACUACGCUAA